This is a messenger RNA of Adineta steineri, 231 nucleotides long. Lineage: Eukaryota; Metazoa; Rotifera; Eurotatoria; Adinetida; Adinetidae. The record is from the annotation of a GenBank genome assembly.
AUGACAUCUCCGAAAAAGUAUUCUGCUGAACGAAUAACUAUUGCUGAGGAAGAACAGCGACAGUUUCUUCUCCCAUUCUCUCGUCGACCGAUUGAUAUGGGAUUAGAUCCAUUCAUCGAUGAACAUGAUCCAUCAUUAAUUAUACGUGUCGCUGGGGUGAUAGAUCUUCGAAUGGAUUCUAGCCCAAUCCAUCCAAACAAGAAAAUUAUCCGAAUCAUCGAUGAAACGUAA